AUGGCGCGGACGAAGCAAACCGCCCGCAAGUCCACGGGGGGCAAAGCCCCCCGCAAACAACUCGCCUCCAAGGCCGCCCGCAAGUCCGCCCCCGUGGCCGGAGGCAUCAAAAAGCCCCACAGGUACCGCCCCGGCACUGUGGCUCUCAGAGAAAUUCGAAGAUAUCAAAAGUCCACAGAUCUGUUAAUUCGAAAACUGCCUUUUCAGCGGCUGGUGCGGGAGAUCGCGCAGGACUUCAAGACG
Molecule: messenger RNA, 243 nt
Organism: Eimeria necatrix
Lineage: Eukaryota; Apicomplexa; Conoidasida; Eucoccidiorida; Eimeriidae
Product: Histone H3, related
Exons: 1
Cellular component (GO): nucleosome
Molecular function (GO): DNA binding; protein heterodimerization activity; structural constituent of chromatin
Source: RefSeq, a predicted model, not a curated record